Messenger RNA from Cylicocyclus nassatus, 2773 nucleotides. The record is from the annotation of a GenBank genome assembly. Lineage: Eukaryota; Metazoa; Nematoda; Chromadorea; Rhabditida; Strongylidae.
AGAGAUUCAUUGGCGUGACCAAGGGUAUUUCAGGAAUUUCUAGGCACCUGCUCCUAUCCGCCAAACAUCUGACGGCAGACGUUAUUGAGGCGAAACGCUUCCAGUAGCUUAUGAGGACAUGCAUUUGAGAGUUUUUUGACAUUUAUGGAUACAAAGCCGAAACGAACAAAUGGGCAAGCGAGAAGUUCACGAUGCGAACGGAUACGACUGACAUUUCCUAACGUCACUACUUCACUUUGUAUAUUAUCAUUCAUUUCAUUAUUUGCUAUUCUCAGUGCGACAGAGUAUAAUUAUGAGGAUCAAAUAAGCAGUACGAGUUCACAAGCGUCAAGCCUUCGUAAGGCUUACACUAAUGAAUGGGCGGUCAGAAUUGCUGGCGGUUCAGACGAAGAAGCGGCGCGACUCGCGGCCAAGUACGGGUACCAGAAUUUGGGUCGAAUCAUUCCGGGUGAAGAGUAUUUUUUGUUUCGCAAUGUCAAUCAACGAAGUCGAUCGUCGCGAAAAACUCGCAGUUUACAGCUGAACCGCAUUUCACACGAGCCAGAGAUAGUAUGGAUGGAGCAACAAAUCGCCAAAAAGCGGGUGAAACGAGACUAUCGACAACAGCGACAACGGCGAGGUCGAACGAUGAAUGAAAAUGACAUAACUUACGGAGAGGACGAAACUCUUGUGAGCAAGUCAAGAAAUAGAAAACAACCGGAUCCGAACGACCCACUUUGGACUGAUAUGUGGUACUUGAAUCGCGCCGAAAUCACUGGUAACUCAAAAAUGGAUCAUAACGUAAAAGAAGCUUGGGAUUUGGGCUAUACGGGUCGUGGCGUUGUCGUGACAAUUUUGGACGAUGGUUUGGAAAGAACCCACCCGGACAUUGCACCCAAUUACGACGCUCGCGCUUCUUAUGACGUCAACGAUCGUGACGACGAUCCCAUGCCUCGAUAUGAGUAUUCGGAUGAGAACAGGCACGGGACGAGAUGCGCUGGAGAAGUCGCUGCAAUCUUUAACAAUAGCCUUUGUAUAGUGGGAAUCGCGUACAAUGCCCGAAUUGGAGGUAUUCGCAUGCUUGAUGGUGAUGUGACAGACGCUGUCGAAGCUGCGUCGUUAGGUCAUAACUCGGAUUAUGUUGACAUCUAUAGCGCAUCAUGGGGCCCUGAUGACGACGGAAGGACCGUUGAUGGACCGGCAAAACUCACACGAGCAGCUUUUGAAAGAGGAAUCCGAGAAGGACGUCGAGGCAAAGGAUCGGUAUUUGUGUGGGCUUCCGGAAAUGGAGGAAAAGAUGCGGAUUCGUGUAACUGCGAUGGAUACACUAAUAGCAUCUACACCCUGUCAAUAUCGGCUGCUACCGAAAAUGGGAAUAUUCCAUGGUAUUCCGAAGCAUGUAGCAGUACGUUGGCAAGCACAUAUUCAAGUGGAGCCACCGGAGAGAAAAUGAUUGUCACCACUGACUUGCACCAUGCCUGCACCAACACGCAUACUGGCACAUCCGCCAGUGCACCAUUAGCAGCUGGAAUUGUAGCACUUACGCUAGAAGCUAAUCCGGAUCUCACAUGGAGGGAUUUACAGCAUAUCGUAAUCCGAGCUGCAAAACCCAUAAACCUUCGUGCUGGUGAUUGGAUAACCAACGGUGUGGGACGAAAUGUGUCGCAUUCAUUCGGUUACGGUCUAAUGGACGCUGGAGCAAUGGUACAGCUGGCUAGAAACUGGACAACUGCUCCUGAACAACACAAAUGUCGGCAGUUUUAUCCAAGUCGAUUCAAGACCAUACCGCAUGGUAACCGACUGCAGCUGCAGUUGUACACAGACGGUUGUGCUGGAUCUCCAGAUGAGCAGGUCGUCUAUCUAGAGCACGUACAAGCUAUUAUAACGCUAAAAGCGCCAAAGCGAGGCGACAUACAGAUCUACCUCACUAGUCCGUCGGGUACAAGAUCUACGCUUUUGACGAAACGAGCACGGGACACGAGUCGAGCCGGAUUUAUCGAAUGGGCCUUUAUGACCACUCAUAGCUGGGGCGAACUCGCUGCUGGUCUGUGGACCCUCGAAGUCGACAACGAUGGAUGGGAUGACGCCGAACUCGUCAAAUGGGACUUGGUAAUGUUUGGCACAGUGGACGAGACAACCCAAUACGGUGGCGGGCAUAACUCGGCCCUAACAGCCCGGUCCUUAGCCCACAUCGAGGAAGUGCGUAAAACCGCGCCAUGGUCUUCGCUCAGGCAGCUUUUGGCUUCAAUAUCGUUGCCGAUGUUAGUUCUUCUACUUCGAUUAUGAUGUCCCCCCACCUAUACUAUCCAAUUCUAGUGGCCUUAAGAUUCUUUCAUAUGAUUCUUCAUUACUAUUGAAGAUAUCUCUCACUGAUGAUGAACUGCUCCAGUUCCUCUUCUCCUUUUUUUUUGUAUCGAAAACAUUCUAGGCUACGUAACUUUCUGUCGUGCUUGUUGUACUUUUGUUAUAUCUUCCUUUGAUCUCCUGUUAAAAGGGAAGCGAACACACAUUCCAAUGGAUUUUGUGGAUUGUUCUCCCCUAAGAAGUGCGCGAGGGCAUUUCCACUUUCCUAUUCCUUCGCACUCCCCAUUUUGUAUACGGUAACCGAUUCGUUUGUGAUUUUUCGCUUCACUUUUCGCGUCAUCUUGUCUCGUUUAUUCCUUUUUUUGUAUUUUCUCUGCCACCUCCAGCGUCUUCUCUAGUCGUCAUCUCUGUCGUGUUCAAAAUGUAGAAAUGAGAGCUUUAUGAUUUUUUGUUUGAACAGUGCAAAUGUCUUGUGCCCUUUCAUAGUUUC